CAAAUUCGAAACGAUACAGGAGCCAAUUUAAAACAAAACUCACAAUGAAAAUGUUGUUAUUUGGGCUGUAAAUCAGAAAAAAUUUUAUGUGUAACAUUUGUCAUCAAAAUUUGUUAUAACCCCCCACAAACACAAAAAAAAAAGUUUAUAAACAUUGUGUGGUGCUGUGUUAUGCAGAGUCCAUUUUUUGUCACAGCUAAAUUUCUAGUUCCAUGGUGUGUGUACGGCUACUGCUGCUGCUGCCCCAUCCCGUUGUGCAUAUCUAUACACAAACACCCAUAAAUAUUUAGUCGCUAAAACACACUCAAAAUGUUGGAAGAUGAUAAUUCGGAUCUGUUGGUCUGUGCCACAGAGAUGCAAGAAGAUCGUCUAUUCUUUGUGGUAUUCAAAAAGAACAUCAAGCCAAAGAAUACUGCAAAUACCCAUUACUUUAGUAUAGACGAAGAGUAUGUCUAUGAGAACUUUUAUAACGACUUCGGGCCGCUAAAUAUAUGCAUACUGUAUCGCUAUUGCAUGAAGCUCAACACCAAACUGAGUGCCAAGAGUCACGCGAACAAAAAAAUCGUGCACUACACCUCCAUGAAUCCGGCGAAGCGUCUCAAUGCGGCCUACCUGAUUGGUUCGUAUGCAAUAAUUUACCUGAAGAAAACUCCAGAGGAGGCCUACAGACUGCUCGCAACUGGAGAUGUACCCGCAUAUACACGCUUCUGUGAUGCCAGCUAUGGGCCCAGCAGCUUUAAGAUCUCGCUGCUCGACUGCCUCAAUGCCAUACAUAAGAGCCUGCAGGCGGGCUUCCUUAACUUCAAUGACUUUGAUGCGGAGGAGUACGAGUACUUUGAGCGUGUUGAGAACGGCGAUUUUAAUUGGAUAGUGCCGCAAAAGUUUAUAGCAUUCUGUGGACCACAUCAGAAGUCCAAGACGUUGCCAAACGGCUAUCCAUGCCAUGCGCCUGAGCGUUACUUUAGCUACUUCAGGGACAACAAUGUGACGACUGUGAUCCGUUUGAAUGCGAAGGUCUACCAUGCCUCAUCCUUUGAGAAUGCCGGUUUCGAUCACAAGGACCUAUUCUUUAUCGAUGGCAGCACGCCCAGCGAUGCCAUUCUCAAGAAAUUUCUGUCCAUAUGUGAGACUACAAAGGGCGCCAUUGCGGUGCAUUGUAAGGCGGGCUUGGGACGCACUGGAAGCCUCAUUGGUGCCUACAUAAUGAAGCAUUAUGGCUUCAGUGCGCUAGAGGCCAUCGCAUGGCUGCGUUUGUGCCGACCCGGCUCGGUGAUUGGUCAUCAGCAGCAGUGGAUGGAGGACAAACAGAGCUGGCUAUGGUCCGAGGGAGAACGCAUGCGCCGGCGCAACGCCUUGUCGAUGUUGCAGCACAAGUAUGGCAUCUACAGCAUCGAGCUUAAGAACAAGUUCUCCAAGAGUGAGAUGUUCGAAGAAAAGCCGCUGCCGUUGGCAUCGUCUGAUCCCUUCGACCAUGUUGAUUUGCUGCUGACUCGCGUAAAGGGCAUCUCACAGCGUGUGGACACAAUGCAUUUGAAUGAUCAGGAUACAUUGGAUGCGGCCUGUGAUCAAACCGAUGAGGAGCUUUCGGAGCAGCAGCUGGAACUGCAGGAAUUGCAUUAUCACUCGACGGACGAGACCAAUUGCAAUGGCAGCGAUAAUGAUACGGACACGGCCAGUGCCGCAGCCGAUCAGUCGCUCACUUCCACCUACACAAUCUCAACGCGCCGUCGCAAGUCGCCCUCGAAUGCCAACAAGCCAACGGUAAUAGCAAACUCGCUGCGUCGUCUGGUCAAUCCCGGCGUCGGUAACAUUCGCAACAAUAGCAACGGCAACCACAGCGCCAUGUCCAACAUCCUCGAUCCACCCGGCAGCAGCUGCACCGAGAAGAAACUGCGCAAGCCCAGCUCCAAUGUGAUUGAGGCGGCGCGUCAUACGAUUGCGUCCUCGGUGCGCAUGACGCAAACGGCGCUGGAGAAGAAGCAGACCCAAACGCAGGGCGACAAACUCAAUCAGAUCAAGGCGCUGCGUCGGCAUCAUUCGCGUAUUGUGAACAGCAACAGCGAGUCUGAUCAGAAUCAGCGACAUACGCGCGCCCGCUCUCAGCCAUUUCGCAACAACAACAAUGUGGUUAAUGUGUCUACGGCGUCAUUGGGCUUUAAAGCCGGCAGUUGUUUGCCAGCCAAUGCAGCAUCAACAACAACAGCAACGACGGCAGCAACAACAUCACAUAAUCUUAACAACAAUAACUACAAUAAUCUGAACUCUUUGCAUAACUGUAACAACAAUAGCACUAACAACAACAACAACAACAAUGUGCAGACCAAUGCGGCCAGUCGCACACGCAGUCUGGCCAUCUAUAGCAAGAGACACAAGCCGGCUUAGUAUGGGCAUCUAUGGCGGCAACGGACGUGCCGCUAGCGACGAGCAGCGUGCCAUCAUCAACGAGCAUCAUUUUAAUAACCUGGUCAGCAGCAAGCGGAACAAGCGCUCCCUCAGCUCUACACGCA
Messenger RNA from Drosophila montana, 2507 nucleotides. It is a transcript of the gene cdc14, whose product is annotated as cell division cycle protein 14. Gene Ontology annotation, molecular function: protein serine/threonine phosphatase activity; protein tyrosine/serine/threonine phosphatase activity; protein tyrosine phosphatase activity. Gene Ontology annotation, biological process: regulation of exit from mitosis; microtubule cytoskeleton organization; cilium assembly. The transcript has 7 exons. Gene Ontology annotation, cellular component: spindle pole; centrosome; cytoplasm. The record is from RefSeq and is a predicted model, not a curated record. Lineage: Eukaryota; Metazoa; Arthropoda; Insecta; Diptera; Drosophilidae. The coding region runs from base 310 to 2382 and encodes 690 amino acids.